Molecule: messenger RNA, 402 nt
Organism: Aspergillus oryzae RIB40
Lineage: Eukaryota; Fungi; Ascomycota; Eurotiomycetes; Eurotiales; Aspergillaceae
Exons: 1
Coding region: 1-402 (133 amino acids)
Source: RefSeq, a predicted model, not a curated record
AUGCUCGUCCUUGGAAAUUGGGAUGUGACAUUCGACUAUGCGCGCGGGUUCAUGUGGUCCAUUAUCGAAGUUUCCCUCGCUAUUGUAUGUACCUGCCUUCCGACGAUGCGCGUGAUUUUGAAGAUCAUCUUCAGUCGAAGUUUCGCUCGAGCACUAGGAUUCUCGAGUUUGACUCCUAGGCGGCAGAGCUCGAGUAAAAGAGGUUGGCGUCGGGCAUCCCAAUACAAUGAGAUUCAGGGGCCGUGGACGGUGCGGCCCGGUGCCGAGAAUCAGCACCAUAGCGAUGUUACCACAGGUGUUGAACGAGGUGAUGGCGCCACCACGGUACGAGGGAUUCGCGUUUUGGAGGAGGUCAAGGUUGAGCUUCAGCAUAUCAAAGCACCCCCAGAUGCAGCGCCAUGA